Molecule: messenger RNA, 1179 nt
Organism: Fraxinus pennsylvanica
Lineage: Eukaryota; Viridiplantae; Streptophyta; Magnoliopsida; Lamiales; Oleaceae
Source: the annotation of a GenBank genome assembly
AUGGCUAUUCACGCGGCUGCCUUGAGCUUCGGCUGUGUCUCCUUGAAUUAUCAAGCUUCUGGGCCAUCCCGUAGGUUGAUGGGGCCAUCCGUUCUCCGGCAGUGCAAAGUCAAAGCACCUGUUUUCUCUUUGCCGUCGCCGGCUUCAUUUCCACGCUUCAGACUUCAAGGAAAAGCAUUAGAAAGUAAUGACGGGACAUUGGAAAAGGAGGAGUCUCUUGUGGUCUGUUUUGGGGAAAUGCUGAUUGAUUUCGUCCCAACCACAAGUGGGCUCUCCUUGGCUGAAGCACCUGCAUUUAAGAAGGCUCCUGGAGGUGCACCUGCUAAUGUUGCUGUUGGCAUAGCUCGCCUUGGCGGUUCAUCAGCUUUCAUUGGGAAGGUGGGUGAAGAUGAAUUUGGUUACAUGCUUGCCGAUAUUCUGAAGGAGAACAAUGUGAACAAUGAAGGAAUGCGGUUUGACCCUGGUGCUCGGACUGCUUUAGCAUUUGUAACACUCAGAAAGGAUGGGGAGCGUGAAUUCAUGUUUUAUCGUAAUCCUAGUGCUGAUAUGUUGCUCCAAGUAGCUGAACUUGAUCUUGAUUUGAUUAAGAAGGCCAAAGUUUUCCAUUAUGGUUCUAUAAGCUUGAUUACAGAACCUUGCAAAUCGGCCCACAUUGCUGCCGCAAAAGCUGCAAAAGAUGCUGGUGUGAUCUUAUCGUAUGAUCCAAAUUUGCGGCUUCCAUUGUGGCCAUCAGCAGAAAGUGCUCGAGAAGGCAUCCUUAGCAUAUGGGACAUUGCUGACAUAAUUAAGAUAAGUGAGGACGAGAUACGCUUUUUAACCCAAGGGGAAGAUCCAUAUGAUGACAGUGUCGUUCGCAAAUUAUACCAUCCGAAUCUUAAAUUACUCCUAGUUACCGAAGGCCCAGACGGUUGCAGAUACUACACCAAGGAGUUCAAUGGAAGAGUUAAUGGUUUGAGAGUGGAUUGCAUUGAUACAACAGGUGCCGGGGAUGCAUUUGUAGCUGGAAUUUUAUCACAGAUAGCUGCUGAUAUCUCACUGCUUCAGAACGAAAACCGACUGAGAGAUGCUCUGAGAUUUGCUAACGCUUGUGGUGCCUUGACUGUGACCGAAAGAGGUGCAAUUCCAGCUUUGCCAACUAGAGAAGCUGUGCUUAAUGCCCUACUCAAGUCGGUAGCAUAG